AUGGGACCUCCAAGGCCAUUUAUGAGUACAAGCGCCGCGACGAGCGCAAGAUUUGCUGAAGAGGAUAGACCGGACACAUUUGAAACUGAAGCACCAUGUACUUCCGCUGCUAGAGUUGAUGAAGAAAUACUGUUGGAUAGACCAGUUGAGACUGUAACUGAACCUGUUUCCCCUGGUACACCACAUGUAGUGACAUCGUCAGAUGGUGAUGAUAUUUUUGAAGAGCCAAAAUCAGGGAUGGAGUUCAAUUCGUUUGAAGAUCUGUUGAGCUAUUAUAAGCAGUAUGCAAAAAGAUGUGGGUUUGGGGUGAUGACACAAAGGAGUGAGAGGUCUGACGAUCACGGUGUGAGAUAUGUUACUCUUGGUUGUGCACGGGGAGGGAAGGCCCGGAUUAAGAGUUCUAAUCCUGCAAUGCCACGUCCGACGGGAAAGACGGAUUGUAAGGCCCGGAUUAAUGCACUAAGAAUUGAGGGGAAGAUGCGGUUGACAACAGUGAAUAAUACACAUAAUCAUGUAAUCAGCCCUCAAAAAUCCCGCUUCUUUCGAUGCAAUAGAGCAGUUAGUGAAACUGUUAAAAGAGUCCUAGACACAAAUGAUUUAGCUGGCAUCCAAAUGAACAAGAGUUAUGGAUCUCUUGUGGUUGGCGCAGGUGGCUUUGAGAACCUCCCUUUUUUGGAAAAAGAUUAUCGCAAUUACAUCGACAAAGCCCGUCAUCUGCGACUUGGUGCAGGUGGUGCUGGAGCACUUCGUGACUAUUUUAUGAGAAUGCAGUACAAGAAUAACGGUUUUUUUGCGUUGAUGGAUUUAGACGAUGAAGGGCGGUAUGGGAUGCCCUUUGCACCUUUUGUCGGUGUAAACCAUCACGGGCAGUCGAUUCUGUUAGGAGCUGGAUUGAUUUCCAAUGAGGACACGGAGACAUUUACAUGGCUGUUCCAAACAUGGUUGCAGUGUAUGGAUGGAAUAGCACCAAAGGCAAUUAUCACUGAUCAAGACAGAGCAAUGAAAAAUGCAAUUGCUAUUGUCUUUCCUGAAAGUCGACAUAGAUUUUGCCUUUGGCAUAUACUUAAGAAAGUCCCCGAGAAGCUUGGAUCGUAUGCCACCUAUAGAAGUGGGCUGAAAACCGAGCUGAUGAAAUGUGUGUACGACACACAAACUGUUCAGGAGUUUGAAAACUGUUGGGCCGGUUUUAUUAACACAUACGACUUACAUGAGAAUGCAUGGUUGACAAGUUUAUACAAUGAGCGUGAGCAUUGGGUACCGGUUUUCCUAAAAGAGCACUUUUGGGCGGGAAUGAGUACAACACAGCGAAGCGAGAGUAUGAAUGCUUUUUUUGAUGGUUACGUCCAUGCGAAGACCAACUUGAAGGAGUUUGUCGACCAGUUUGACAAUGCAUUGAAGAAGAAAAUUGAAAAUGAAAAUCAGGCGGAAUUCCAGUCAUUUAGCGGCACCAUUCCCUGCGUAUCUAGAUCCCCAAUUGAGAAGAAAUUUCAAUCCUUGUACACCAAUGCUAAAUUUAAGGAAGUUCAACAGCAAGUCAUAGGCAUGCUUGAUUUGGAAAUUAAGCUACACAGUUCUGAUGGCGUAACUAGCACUUAUGUAUUAGAGGAUGAAGUUCGUAUUCAGGAGUUCACAAAACAGGUUACAUAUUCAGUGGAUUUUAAUGUGGAUGACUGCAAUGCAAAGUGCUCAUGUGGGUUAUUUCAAAUGAGGGGGAUACUGUGUAGACAUAUCCUGGCUGUAUUCAAAACAAUGGGUAUAAAAUCAUUGCCAAACCAGUACAUUUUGGACCGAUGGAGGAAGGACAUCAAGAGGAGAUACACGUCAAUCCGAAGUAGCUACGAUGCAGGGGAUCAGAGGCCAAAUGGUAAUAGACACACAAUUCUUCUGAAUAUGUGCUACGAGAUGAUAGAUUAUGCUGUGGAUUCUAAUGAGCAAUUUGAAGAUGCAAAGAAGAGGAUAAAUGAGAUGACUGGAUUAUAUCGUCAAUACCAACGCCCCUUGGCUAUGGCCGAGACAGGUUCGGAACCUGUAUUUACGACACAGGAUACUGCAGUUGGUAGUUCACAACAAGUGAAAAGUCCACGUAUUGUCAGAGGGAAGGGAAGACCCCCAUCUCUUAGAAGAGCAUCUAGGAUGGAGAUAGACAUGCGGAAGGUUAAAGCCAAACAAGCCAAACAAGCCAAACAACAAGUUGGAGGAAAACGCAAACAGCGACAUGAGAGAGAGACAUCAUCCAUUGGAACGUGUAUGAAUUUAUUUCAUGACGAAGAUAUUGCAGCACUGGACACACGCAGGAAUUUAUUUGGGCCAUCGGGAGUAGAUAUUUGUGUCAAUCCUGGCCAAGUUCAGGGAGUUCGAGACAGCUCACCUUUUAACAGUAGUGGACCCGAGCAAUAUCAUCCCUUUAUUGAUAGUCCAGAAAGUAUAUUUUAUGAUUGGAUGGCGCACAAUCAGCACUCAUUGGGUGGAGAUGGGUCACAAGAAUAG
Carya illinoinensis is the source of this 2487-nucleotide messenger RNA. RefSeq names its product protein FAR1-RELATED SEQUENCE 5-like. The record is from RefSeq and is a predicted model, not a curated record. The transcript is spliced from 6 exons. Lineage: Eukaryota; Viridiplantae; Streptophyta; Magnoliopsida; Fagales; Juglandaceae. Gene Ontology annotation, molecular function: zinc ion binding. The coding region runs from base 1 to 2487 and encodes 828 amino acids.